Messenger RNA from Etheostoma cragini (Arkansas darter), 2030 nucleotides. RefSeq names its product coiled-coil domain containing 3a (gene ccdc3a). The transcript has 3 exons. Gene Ontology annotation, biological process: negative regulation of gene expression. Gene Ontology annotation, cellular component: extracellular region. NCBI's taxonomy places the organism in Eukaryota, Metazoa, Chordata, Actinopteri, Perciformes, Percidae. The record is from RefSeq and is a predicted model, not a curated record. Bases 453 to 1208 code for a protein of 251 amino acids.
AAGUGAGUUGAUCCCAGUGCAGACAGAUGAGGUGGAAACACUGGGAACACAGUAACAGGUUGGAGUAGUCUUAAGUUUCUGCGAACUGAUUCGACUUUUGAGUUCUCUUUAUGAGUCUGGAGGCGAGGACAGCUGAGUUUGUGCAAGUUAAAUCAAUUGACAAAGGAACUGUGGUCGAAUGUUGUGCAAAAAGUGACUUUGGCAUACUUUUAAGAGUUUUUAGUCCAGUAACGUUGGAGCAUCCUCAAGCGGCCUGGUAAUCAUCACACGCGUUAGGUCUAAAAACGCAGAAUUUACAACUCACGUUUUGCAGCUUGUAUGUUUGAAGAGACUGCCCUCCAGCAUAAAACAGCCAAUUUUGAUCGAAUAUAGAUAUUACCACUAGUCUUCCUUGAAGCAUCACCACAGGGUUUAACUGCCAGAAGCUUGUAACCCUUCUCGGGUCCUUUGAGAUGUUUUCCAUGGCUGUUCUCCUCGCAGCGCUAGGCGUUUUUGCGCAUUUGGGCACUUUUACGCACGGGUGCCAGCUCCCCUCCGAGUGGCGACCGCUGAGUGAGGGCUGCCGGGCGGAGCUGGCGGAGAUCAUCGUCUACGCCCGGGUCCUCGCGAUCCACCGGGAGCCCCCGGGUGGCGGGGCGGGCAGCCUGUAUAACUCCCUGCCCUACGGGUUCGGGUAUGGGUACGAGGGCGCGGAGGAAGGGCUGCUGUACUCCGCGGAGGUGGAGAUGCUGUGCGACCAGGCCUGGGGCAGCAUGCUGGAGGUGCCCACAGGAUCAAGGCUCAACCUGACCGGACUGGGCUACCUGUCCUGCCAGUCCCACACCGUGAUGGAGAACUACUCCUACUUCUUCUUCCUCAGGAUGGAUGAGAACUACAACAUCCUCCCCCAUGGUGUCAACUUCCAGGACGCCAUCUUUCCAGACACGUCCGACAACAGGCGCAUGUUCUCCAGCCUCUUCCAGUUCUCCAAUUGCACCCAAGGGAGCCAGCCUUUCCACACCUUCAGCCCUGAGUGGGACACCCAGGAGGACAGCAGGCUGCUGUGUUCCUCGGUGCAGGCCGCGCUGUUCGAGGAGGAGGAGCGAGGCCGCAAGAUGCAGGAGCGCCUGGCCGCGGCCGAGCGAAGGAACCGGCAGCUGAAGGAGCGCGUUCGCAAGGCGAAGCGCUCCCUGAGGAACGCCCGCAAGGCCACGCGCAAGGCCGAGUAGGAGGCGCAGGAGCUGCAGGAGAGGCUGAAGGCUGCAGAGCGCAGAGUGGGGCAACACCUCAAUGCCAUAACACAGGAGGAACCCUCACCCGGGCGUUAUGCAAGCACGACGCUACGCAAGAGGAUGCAACUUUAACUAAUCCAACACCUGCCCCAAACUGGCAACCCACCGGGACUGAAAACUGGCCGCGGAGAGCGAGAGACUGCUGGCCGGUCUCUAUGUAAGGGACAAAGAAAUAGCAAAUUACAAAUUAUGACUAACCACACUAAUAAUCUACAUAGUUUUUUUGUUGUUAAUUCAAUGCUUCUUCUGUCUGUUGUUUCCCUGAUUGCCAUAACACAAGAGAAAUGUAAGACCUGAUCGUCUGACAAAAGAACAACAACUUUCCUGAAAGGGAAUCAAACAUUUGUUUUCCCGAUGAUUACUCUUGCAGGUGGAGCAGUGUUGUAGCUCUGCUGUCUUCUACAACUGGGUUCAGUUGGGGCUCUGUGCUCUUCCCAAGCCGUGAUCACGUAGGACGGGUUUUGCUCCGGCACAAAGAGAAGCCGCGAGCUACAACAGUAACAGCAACAGCAGGAGCUUAUUAUUGGAGUACUGGUUUUUCCAAAGUGAAGUAAAAGUAGUUUCAGUUUUGAAACAAAAGAAAGUCAUGGAUAGGUCUGUUAAGACUGCAGCAAGACAAUGAGAACUAAUAAUUUAAAGGGACACGCCAACUAUUUACUUGUCAAAGUCACUUUACGGUUUGGUAGGAUGGAAAACUACUCAGCCUGGGAAACAGGUGUAUAAUAUCUUUUGUGGCUCUGUCGAAGCUUUGUCAAUUCU